Molecule: messenger RNA, 1601 nt
Organism: Eublepharis macularius
Lineage: Eukaryota; Metazoa; Chordata; Lepidosauria; Squamata; Eublepharidae
Gene: PICK1
Product: protein interacting with PRKCA 1
Exons: 13
Coding region: 302-1540 (412 amino acids)
Biological process (GO): receptor clustering; positive regulation of receptor internalization; regulation of Arp2/3 complex-mediated actin nucleation
Cellular component (GO): postsynaptic density; synaptic vesicle; trans-Golgi network membrane
Molecular function (GO): phospholipid binding; protein kinase C binding; protein domain specific binding
Source: RefSeq, a predicted model, not a curated record
AUGAAGGAAUCGGGAGGUUCUUUUCCGCUCCUUUCUGACCACCUUGGCAGCCUGCCCAGGAGGCGGGGCUAGGCCAGCACAGUAGGCGGUGCCUUCCGGACAGGUUUGGCACUGACGUGGAGAAUCCAGCGGGGGGCCUCGAGUGACAGGUGGAGAAGAAGAGAAAACCGGAGGGACAGGUGGAUGCGGAGCUCGAGCCAGGCGUUUCCGGUGAGGGAGAGGGCAGGCAGACCAUCACCCUGCCUGAGGUAAUUUCGGGCAAUCAGCAUUUCCCAUAAGCGGUCUUCAAUCAGUUGUAACAAUGUUUACGGACUUGGACUUUGACAUCGAGGAGGAUAAGCUUGGAAUUCCCACUGUGCCUGGGACAGUGACCUUGAAGAAGGAUGGUCAGAAUCUGAUUGGCAUCAGCAUCGGGGGAGGAGCUCAGUACUGUCCCUGUCUUUAUAUUGUUCAGGUGUUUGAUAACACUCCUUCGGCUCUGGAUGGAACUUUGGCAGCAGGGGAUGAAAUCACAGGUGUGAAUGGGAAGUCAGUCAAAGGGAAAACCAAAGUGGAAGUGGCCAAAAUGAUACAGGUGGUAAAGGGAGAAGUGACAAUUCACUACAACAAACUCCAGGCUGACCCAAAGCAAGGCAAGACCCUGGAUAUCGUACUGAAGAAAGUAAAACACCGCCUGGUGGAGAACAUGAGUUCAGGGACAGCAGAUGCUCUGGGGCUGAGCCGAGCCAUCCUCUGUAAUGACGGGUUGGUGAAGAGAUUGGAAGAACUGGAGAGGACGGCAGAGCUCUACAAAGGCAUGAUGGAGCAUACAAAAAGUCUUCUCAGAGCUUUCUUUGAACUGUUUCAAUCUCACAGAGCAUUUGGUGAUGUUUUCUCGGUCAUUGGUGUAAGAGAGCCACAGCCAGCUGCCAGUGAAGCAUUUGUGAAAUUUGCAGAUGCGCAUCGCAGCAUUGAAAAGUUUGGAAUCCGCCUUCUAAAAACUAUCAAACCGAUGCUGACUGAUCUGAACACUUACCUUAAUAAAGCCAUUCCUGAUACAAGACUAACAAUUAAGAAGUAUUUGGAUGUCAAAUUUGAGUAUCUGUCUUACUGUCUCAAAGUGAAGGAGAUGGAUGACGAGGAAUACAGCUGUAUUGCACUGGGAGAGCCUCUCUACAGGGUGAGCACAGGGAAUUAUGAAUAUCGCUUAAUCCUACGCUGCCGCCAGGAGGCACGAACGCGCUUUGCUAAGAUGAGGAAGGACGUGCUAGAGAAGAUGGAGUUGCUAGACCAGAAACAUGUGCAAGACAUCGUAUUCCAGCUCCAACGCUUUGUUUCUACACUCUCCAAGUACUAUGAUGACUGCUAUGCUGUUUUGCGAGAUGCAGAUGUCUUCCCCAUUGAAGUGGAUCUGGCACGUACCACUCUGAGUUAUGGCCAGAAAGAUGUCUUCACGGAUGGGGCAGAGGAGGAGGAGGAGGAAGAGGGGGGAGGAGGAGGAGGUGGGGAAGGCAACAGAAAGGAAGAAGAGAAUGGUGAGAAACUCAUUGAUGAUGCCUGAGCUCAUGGACUUGGUGAGGUGGAAAAAUCAUUGCAGAGACUUAUAAAUUCUAUUUCUCUAA